UCAACGUGCCUCUUCACAUCUCGCAAGUGUCAUCGAUCCACUCCCGAGCAGCUCACACGUUAGCCACCGCCCUUCCCCCCUUCUUUCUUCAUAUCCUCAAACCCUCAUGCUUGUGACAAGAGAAAACAAGACCAAAUAAAGACAAGUAAUACAGUUCAUCCAAACCCUACCGAAAAUGCCUCGCCGAUAUGCUUUUCGGUGGACCGAGGACGCGGUCCACCAAGACACCAUGCGUGCUUUCCUCUCCGAGUUCGUCGCCACCGCCAUAUUCGUCUUCGCAGCCGAAGGCUCCCUUCUUUCUCUCGGAAAGCUGCAAAAGAUAAACACGUGGACGGCCGGCGGUCUGGUGGUCGGUGCGCUUGCUAACGCGCUCGCCUUCGCUGUGGCGGUCUCGGUUGCUUUAAACAUCUCCGGCGGCCACGUGAAUCCUGCCAUCACUCUCGCCAGCCUCGUUGGCGGUCGAAUAUCGUUCUAUCGGGCUAUAUUGUACUGGGUGGCGCAGUUACUUGGCGCAAUCGUGGCCGUCAUUCUGCUCUGGAUGUCCACCGCUGGCUUGAGACCAUUAGGGUUUGUAGUAGCCGUUGGAAUAGGGCGGGGUAAUGCGGUGAUACUCGAGAUCGUGCUAACGUUCGGGCUCGUUUACACGGUCUAUGCGACGGUGUUGGAUCCAAGGAGAGGAUCAAUUUCCACCAUCGCUCCAUUGCUGAUUGGGUUCAUCGUGGGGGCGAAUGUGUUGGUGGGCGGGUCAUUUGAUGGGGCUGCGAUGAACCCAGCUCGAGCAUUUGGGACGGCGGUGGUGGGUUGGAGGUGGCGCCACCAUUGGGUUUAUUGGGUUGGCCCGAUGCUUGGUGGAGCGUUAGCUGCUUUGGUUUAUGAGUUUAUGGUGCUUUCCGUCGAGUCAUCUUCUCAUCCGCAUCAUCAGCCUCUUGCCCCACAGGACUACUAG
Phalaenopsis equestris is the source of this 946-nucleotide messenger RNA. Its product is annotated as aquaporin TIP3-1-like. Lineage: Eukaryota; Viridiplantae; Streptophyta; Magnoliopsida; Asparagales; Orchidaceae. The coding region runs from base 176 to 946 and encodes 256 amino acids. Gene Ontology annotation, biological process: transmembrane transport; water transport. The transcript has 3 exons. The record is from RefSeq and is a predicted model, not a curated record. Gene Ontology annotation, cellular component: membrane. Gene Ontology annotation, molecular function: water channel activity.